UGCUAAUAUAAAAGUAUCUCCAAACACGCAUCUCGUAACUCAGAUCUUGUAAUACACAGAUUCGUCUCUUUUUUUUUUAGGACAGGAAAAACAAACUUAUAUCUCUUAGUUGAGACUCAAUUUCCUCUUAAUCUUGGUUUUUCUUGUUUUUUUCUUUUUUUUCCAGAAGAGCAGAAGGGUAGCAAGAAACGACAUUUAAGAAAAACAGAAAGCCUCCCCCCGCCGUCCACAGUAACAAAACUCAGCCCCUCAGUUUCGUCAUUGGCAAAAUAGCCCGGGGAAAUUUUAUUUCUCUUACGCUACGCGCGCACAAAGCCAGCAGCCCAUCGGUAAACAGCAACGGACGAAUUGCUUUUAUAUCGAGGCAACACCCCCGCCAAAAUGCCAAUGCUCAAGGACCCCUCCACAAAAUAUAGGAAGUUCCCUCCUGUGAACCUCCCCGAUCGCCAAUGGCCCAGCAAAACUCUUGACAAGGCCCCCAGAUGGCUCUCGACCGAUCUCAGAGAUGGAAACCAGAGUUUGGUUGACCCAAUGAGCGGAGACGAGAAAUGGACCUACUUCAAGAUGCUAUGCGAAUUGGGCUACAAGGAGAUCGAGGUCUCCUUCCCAUCUGCCUCCCAGACCGACUUCGACUUCACCAGGCGCCUGAUCGAGACUCCAGGCGUUGUCCCAGACGAUGUGUUUCUGCAAGUUCUCUCACCAUGCCGCGAGGAUCUGAUCAGGAGGACUGUAGAGUCCGUCAGGGGCGCCAAGAAGGCCAUCAUACACAUCUACCUCGCCACCAGCGAGUGCUUCCGCCGCAUCGUGUUCGGCUUCACAGAGGAGGAGAGCGUGGAGCUGGCUAUACGCUGCACAAAGUUGGUUCGUUCUCUGACCAAGGACGACCCGACACAAGCCGGUACCGAGUGGGGAUUCGAGUUCAGCCCCGAGACUUUCUCCGAUACCGGGCUGGACUUUGCUGUCCGGAUCUGUGAGGCAGUCAAGGCGGCGUGGGAGCCGACGGCCGAGAGCCCCAUCAUCUUCAACCUGCCCGCCACCGUCGAGAUGUCAACGCCCAACGUCUACGCAGAUCAGAUCGAGUACUUUUGCCGCAACAUCUCGGAGCGCGAGAAGUGCUGCAUCUCGCUGCACCCGCACAACGACAGGGGCUGCGCGGUCGCCGCGGCUGAGCUGGCCCAGAUGGCCGGCGCGGACCGUGUCGAAGGCUGUCUGUUUGGCAACGGCGAGCGCACUGGUAACGUGGACCUCGUAACCCUGGCUCUCAACCUGUACACUCAGGGCGUAAACCCCAAAGUCGACUUCUCAGACCUGAACCGUGUUAUUGGCGUUGUCGAGGUCUGCAACAAGAUACCCGUCCAUCCCCGUGCGCCCUACGGCGGAUCUCUGGUCGUAUGCGCCUUCAGCGGCUCGCAUCAGGAUGCCAUCAAAAAGGGCUUCCAGCUGCGUGAGGCCAAGGGAGCCGGCUACGAGGACUACUGGCAGGUGCCGUACCUGCCACUGGACCCCAAGGACAUCGGGCGCGACUACCACGCCGUCAUCAGGGUCAACUCGCAGUCCGGAAAGGGUGGAGCGGCAUGGGUCAUUCAGCAACACCUGCACCUGGACCUGCCGCGCGGUCUGCAGGUGCACUUCAGCAAGAUCCUGCAGAAAAUUGCGGACGAGCGGGGCCGGGAACUGCUUCCGGUGGAGAUUACGGACUUGUUCCAGGAGACCUACUUCCUGAAGGGCAACCCCAGGUUCAGCAUUGUCGACUACUCCAUCACACCCGACAGGAGCUCGAGCCCCGCGCCGCCAGCCCCGGGCAAGACGCAGGACACCAAGAACCUCAAGCGAGUUUUCGAGGGCGUCAUUUCGGCCGAUGGUCGGGAGUACACCCUGCGUGGCCGGGGCAACGGUCCCAUCUCGUCGCUGGCCAACGCGCUGCGGUCUGUCGGGGUCGACCUCGAUGUCAACGAGUACAAGGAGCACGCCGUUGGUAAGGGACGCGACGUCAAGGCUGCGACGUACAUUGAGUGCACAGCCUCGGGCAGCAGUCAGAAGCUCUGGGGCGUGGGCCUUCACGAGGACGUGGUUCAGAGCUCUCUGAUUGCUCUGUUGAGUGCGGCCAGCAGUUUUGUUGCUAGCCGCCCGGGAAGCCCCGUCCUGGCCGUCGAAGGCGUCAAAUCCAACGGUAGUGAACAAGUACCCAAGGGUCUUGUCCAGUCCCUCGAGGCACAAGCGGAAUCCAUGUAAUGAAUGAACAUUAUGCUCUUUUGUGUUUUUAGUUUGGGAUCGCUCGAAGUGGUCCAUAAAAAAAAGAGAGAGAGAGAGAGAGAGAGAGAGAGAGAGAGAGAGAGAGAGAGAGAGAGAGAGAGAGAGAGAGAGAGAGAGA
Messenger RNA from Pyricularia grisea, 2371 nucleotides. RefSeq lists its product as uncharacterized. Gene Ontology annotation, molecular function: 2-isopropylmalate synthase activity. The record is from RefSeq and is a predicted model, not a curated record. The coding region runs from base 382 to 2232 and encodes 616 amino acids. The transcript has 4 exons. NCBI's taxonomy places the organism in Eukaryota, Fungi, Ascomycota, Sordariomycetes, Magnaporthales, Pyriculariaceae. Gene Ontology annotation, biological process: L-leucine biosynthetic process. Gene Ontology annotation, cellular component: mitochondrion.